Priceomyces carsonii is the source of this 954-nucleotide messenger RNA. RefSeq lists its product as uncharacterized. Lineage: Eukaryota; Fungi; Ascomycota; Pichiomycetes; Serinales; Debaryomycetaceae. The record is from RefSeq and is a predicted model, not a curated record. Bases 1 to 954 code for a protein of 317 amino acids. The transcript has a single exon. Gene Ontology annotation, molecular function: oxidoreductase activity.
AUGUCUAACUUAACUACAUCUAUUCAAUUGACAAAAGAUAGCAGGUAUAGGUUGAACAAUGGGUAUCAUAUACCCGUAAUGGCAUAUGGAGUUUAUCUUGUUCCCAAGGAGAAGGCGGCAGAAUUAGUAUAUCAAGCGUUAGUUGAUGGCUACAGACACAUUGAUUCUGCAGUGGCAUACAAGAAUCAAAGGGAAUCUUCACAAGGUAUAGCUAAAUUUUUAAAAGAGCAUCCCGAUAAAGCGACUAGGGAAGACAUUUGGUUUACAACUAAAAUUGCAAAUGGCCAACAAGGCUACGAGGAGACCCGGAAGGCAAUCGAAGAAAUUGCUGCCGAUGUGAAAGAGUACAUCGAUUAUGUUGAUCUCGUGCUCAUUCAUUCACCUAAAACCAGCAAAGAGAAAAGAUUGGGCACUUGGAAAGCUCUUCAAGAAUAUGUGUGCAACCCAUCCAAUUCUAUUUUAAACGUGCAUUCCAUAGGUGUUUCUAAUUAUGGAAUUCCACACUUAAAAGAGUUAUUGGGUUGGGAGGGCUUAUUGGUAAAGCCGGUUGUCAAUCAAUUGGAAUUGCAUCCUUGGCUCCCGCAUUUGAAAUUGAGAGAAUAUCUCGUUGAAAAUGACAUCUUGGCGGAAGCUUAUUGUCCUUUGACCCACGGUUUCAAGUUAAACGACCCUGAAUUAUUAGAGUUGGAGAAGAAAUAUGGUAUACUGAAAAUAGAAAUUUUAUUAAAGUGGUCCCUUUUGCAAGGCUUUAUUGUGUUGGUGAAGACUGAGAAGGUAGAAAGACUCAAACAAAACUUAGAUGUAUUACCUGAUGGACACCCUGACGAAUUGGGCGGUACCUCUUUCGGAAAAGUUGAUUUGGAUGAAGGAAUCUUAGAGAAACUAAACAAACCUGAAUCUCAUGAUGUUUUAACAUGGAACGGUAUAGACCCAACGCUUUAUAAAGAUCCAUAA